Camelina sativa (false flax) is the source of this 1053-nucleotide messenger RNA. RefSeq names its product F-box protein At1g30790-like. NCBI's taxonomy places the organism in Eukaryota, Viridiplantae, Streptophyta, Magnoliopsida, Brassicales, Brassicaceae. The record is from RefSeq and is a predicted model, not a curated record.
CUCACCGUCGAGAUACUCUCUAGACUUCCAGGAGAAGCCCUCAUCCGAUUUCAGUAUGUGUCGAAGCUGUGAUUCUCAAUCAUUCGCAGUAAAGAUUUCGCCGACUCGUUUCUGGUUAGGUCAAAGACUCGACCUCGUUUCCUUUUCACCUUCAAGCACUUCGAUUCCCGUAAACGUUUCAUCUUCUCAGCUCCAGAACACCAAAGAAACAACGAAUUCCCCACAGUUGUCGCCAGACACGACAUGACGAUCUCGGAUCUGGUCUACUACAUCAGAACUCGUCCCGUGAAUGGUUUCUUCUGCUGCACGCGUGGCUCUUCGAUCGCCGUUUGUAAUCCGACCACUAGACAAAUAGUGAAACUGCCGGAUGUUGUCUCCAACGGGAGACAAGUUUUCGCACGUCUCGGGUACGACCCGGUAGGAGAUGAAUACAAAGUGUUGUGUGUAAUGAUGUUCAAUCCUGACCGCGCUAAACGUGGGAAAAAAGGUUUCCAACUGGAGCAUUACGUUUUCACAUUGCAGUCUCAACAAAAAGAGUGGAGAAAGAUUGAAAUCACCCAAGGUGUUAUUAGAUAUCACGAUGUCCAUGAAGGGAUUUGCAUCAAUGGUGCUAUAUACUAUAUAGCUGAAGGCAGCUCAGGAAUAAUUAGAUUCGAUGUAAGAUCUCAGAAGCUGGACCUGAUUCAAGCACCCGACGAAAAAUCGCAUGUUUCUUCUUCUCUUUUAAACUACAAUGGGAAAUUGGGCUGUGUAGAUUUUACAAACGAUGAGAUGGUGUUGUGGAUUUUAGAAGAUGCUGAGAAACAAGAAUGGUCUGAGUUGCGGUGUGCCCAACCUGAUGACUUGGAUGAUUUACUUGAGGAUUACGUUAACCUUAAGGGAGAGAUUCGUACGGGUGAGCUUAUUAUGAUUGAUUCACGGUUACAGUCACAUAUACCGUUUAGUGUUUUUUAUUACGAUUUUCAAAGAGAGAGCAUACGAAGAGUGGAUAUCGAAGGAAUUGCUGAUGAUGAAUUUAAACGUGUUCGGUAAGCGAACUCGUGAGAUUUUGAG